Plenodomus lingam JN3 is the source of this 2202-nucleotide messenger RNA. RefSeq lists its product as uncharacterized. NCBI's taxonomy places the organism in Eukaryota, Fungi, Ascomycota, Dothideomycetes, Pleosporales, Leptosphaeriaceae. The record is from RefSeq and is a predicted model, not a curated record. Gene Ontology annotation, biological process: carbohydrate metabolic process. Gene Ontology annotation, molecular function: catalytic activity; carbohydrate binding.
AUGAAUAUGGGUUACUCUACGACACGCACGGCCACCAAACGACGUACACAUACUGUCAUGAACUCCUCGGACCCGUUUCGCUCGGUGUCACCUCUACCGAGAAUCCGAAUUGCAUCGCGUUCCCCAGACGAACCCCUCGAAAUUGCCCCAGACAAGGACCAGGAUGAUCCCGCUAGCGGAAAUCUGCAGCCUCGAUCGGGCCUUGGAACUGUUGCUAUGCGCUCUCUGACAGCUACCGCAGCAUUGCUGCUGUCUUCGACGACAUUGGCGGUCCUCAAUGUGAGCCAGAACAACAACAGCUUGACACUUUCUAAUGAGAGGCUUGUCGCAUCGGUUACCAAGACUCGUGGGUCCAUCAACCUCCUGACUUUGGAUGGCCAAAAUCUCUUGGGUACGGAGAGUGGGAAUACUGGUAUUGGACCCUAUUUGGAUUGCUAUUGCACUCCCUCGGGCUUCUGGACACCGGGUCGUGGAAGAGAUGUGACCUACAAGCUCUACAAUGGCACAGAUUCAACAGGCACCAGGUACGGUGGAAUCAGUAUGGGUGAAACCUAUGCGCCCACGGGACAGCGUUUGGAGCAGUACUGGUUCUUGAGGGAGGGAGAGACCGGGCUGCACACUUUCAGCCGAGUCGUCUAUAAAAAUGAGACAUCGCCCUUUUUGCGGAAUCUGCAAGAGUUCCGCACCCUGUUCAGACCAAACCACAAUCCACCACUCUUCACCCAUUUCGUCACCAACGAGAAAUUCUCUGCACCGAGACCAGACACUACGGGCCAGGUCACAGUUCAGGAUGCUACUUGGUGGCUUCCCAACAAGGAAUCUCCGUACGUGAAGGGCGUUGGAGACUACUUCACCAAGUACACAUUCCAAGAUACAUGGCGCGACCACAAAGCUCAUGGUAUGUAUGCAGACGGAUCCGGCAGCGGAAACGGCUCGACAUACGGCGCCUGGCUGGUCCACAACACAGUCGACACGUACUACAAUGGCCCUGUCCAUUCCGACCUUGUCGUCGACGGCAUUGUCUACAACUACAUGGUCAGUAACCACCACGGCAAUCAAGUCCCCAACAUCACAAACGGCUUCGACCGCACCUUUGGCCCGCAAUACUACCACUUCAACAAAGGCGGCUCACUCGAUCAACUCCGCCGCGACGCAGAGCAAUACGGCCUCCGCCCAGAUUGGAACGCCGCCUUCUACGAUUCCAUCGCCCACCACGUACCCAAUCUCGUCCCAACCUCCGGCCGAGGCACCUUCCAAGCCAAAAUCCGCCUCCCCAAGGGUGCAAAGAACCCUAUCGCCAUCCUCACCGAAACCGGGCACGACUACCAAGAUAAUGUCUUCGACCCAAAAGCCUACCAAUACUGGUCCAACAUCUCCCCAACCGGCACCGUCCACAUCCCUCGCGUAAAAGCAGGCUCCUACCGCCUCACCCUCUCCGCCGACGGCAUCUUCGGAUCCUACACCCAAGACAACAUCCGCAUCCACGCCCGCAAAACAACAUCCCUCCCGCCAACAAAAUGGACCCCGGAAUCCGCAGGCACAGAGCUCUUCCGCAUCGGCACCCCAGAUCUCUCCGCAGGCGAGUUCCGCCACGGCUCUGCACCUUCCACCACACACCCGCUCCUCACAGAGGAAUACCGCCUCUACUGGGCCGCCUACGACUUCGUCACCGACUUCCCCCGCGGCGUCGUGUUCAAAGUCGGGCGAGACGCUGUUGCUACCGCGCUCAACUACGUGCACUGGAGCGUGUUUGGCGGAAAAGCGAAUUUCGCGCGCCCGGAGCCAGUGCUCGAGAAUGUCAGUAAUUGGACUAUUCUGUUUGAUGCAGAGGCGCGGCAACUCGCGGGCAAGCACAAGGCGACCUUUACGGUGCAGUUGGCAGGUGCCAAGACGGCCGCGGGAAAUACGGAUGUGUUUAAUGCAAGUGAGAGGUAUAGCAAUUUGCCGUAUAUGGUGAAUGUAAAUGGGAGGGAUUUGGAGCCGUGGGUGAUUCCCUCCAACCAAUCUUCCUCCUGCGCCGUCCGCUCCGCCGUCAUCUGCUACCACCUCGCGCACAAAUUUACUUUUGAUGCCGCGUUCCUCAAGGCCGGAGAGAAUGCAUUUGUAUUGAGUUUGCCGUACAACGCCACGAACUUUGAGAGUGCGUUGUUACCGGAGAGCGUGUAUGUGCAAUAUGAUGCGUUGAGGUUAGAGGUGGAGUGA